AUGGCAAUAGACAAGAUCAAACUUAAGAAAAUGAAUGCCCAAAGACCUCUACACGGAUUCAACAGCAGACCUUUACAAUUGGCUCAACAACCUCAUCAUAACCAAGAAGGUGUUGCUCCUGCCAGCCUAGUCUACAACGAGAAACUGAAUCUCUUACUACCUUUCAUGAUGCAGAAAUUUGCUCCAAGGCUUCAAUUUUUGGAAGAGGACUCCUCAGGUCAGUCGACACCGCUGGAGAAGCUGGCUUAUGAGGGCAACAUGGAGGUGAAGGAAGGGCUACCGGUAGGGUAUUGGUCUAGUGAAGUUUUGAGCAAGGUUGCGAGUCUAAUAGGGAAACCUCUCUACACUUAUAGCUUUACUGUUGCAAUGGCUAGAAUUUCGUACGCCAGAGUUCCUGUUGAAACAGUUGUAUCACAACCUCUGUUGGAUUCCAUAGAAAUGGUGACAGCAACAGGAUCCUUCAAGCAGGCAGUGGAAUAUGAUUGGUGUCCGAAGUUUUGCACGGAAUGUAUGAAAUUUAGGCAUUAUGCUAAAGCAUGUUGGACUAAGGUUGAGGGAAAGCAAGAAGAACCUCAAUUUCAGGAAGUUAAGAAGAAGAAACACAGAAACAAAAGACAAAAAGCUCCACAACCAAGAUACGAUUGGAAGGCUAAGGGGGAAAUUGUACAGAUGAGGCUAGUUGCUAGCAAACCCGACAAGGAGGAAGGGACAUGGGCAAAGAAGAAUAAGGUAGAUGUUAUGGGAGUUGUUGAAACUAGAGGAAAAGUGCACAAAGUUGGGAAUAUUUUGAAGAAGAUGGUGACUGAUUGGAUGCAUUGUCUAAACUCUCCGAUGGCUUAUAAUGGUAGAGUAUGGUUACUAUGGAAAGAUCAUAUACAAGUACAUAUAUUGGUUGUUCAUGAGCAAUUCAUCAAUUGUAAAAUUUCAGACAAAACUAGUCCUUUCUCAUCUUACUUUACUGUUGUUUAUGCCAAGAAUGAAAGUCAGCAAAGAGAGGACCUAUGGAGAGAAUUAGUACAGAUUGGGGGUAUUAUCCAAGAGGCUUGGUUGUUAACUGGGAAUUUCAACAAUGUUUUAACUACUGAUGAUAGGUUAGGCUUCCCUGUUAUGCAAGAAGAGACACAAGCUUUCCAAGAUUGUAUUGAUACUCUGCAACUUACAACACUAAAGCAAAUAAGAUGGCACUUCACUUUCUGUAAUAAACAACAUGAUGUUAAUCGAGUUUAUUCCAAAAUUGAUUGGGUCAUGGGAAAUUUUAGUGGAUAA
Messenger RNA from Solanum stenotomum, 1266 nucleotides. RefSeq lists its product as uncharacterized. The transcript is spliced from 4 exons. Lineage: Eukaryota; Viridiplantae; Streptophyta; Magnoliopsida; Solanales; Solanaceae. Bases 1 to 1266 code for a protein of 421 amino acids. The record is from RefSeq and is a predicted model, not a curated record.